Messenger RNA from Porites evermanni, 1667 nucleotides. Lineage: Eukaryota; Metazoa; Cnidaria; Anthozoa; Scleractinia; Poritidae. The record is from the annotation of a GenBank genome assembly.
AUGUCAGGCAACCCAUUCACGGUUUACUGUGAUAUGACUACGGAUGGAGGUAAUUUAAAAAGAUUGAACCGUGAGUACUUUCACGUUAUAAAGUAGCAGGUUUUUUUUUCGGCUUUUUUUUUUAAACUUUCAAAAUCUGGACUUUCGUGCUUUGCUCAUAGCAAUGACACACAGCUCCAGUUGCAGAGCUUUACUAGCGUAACGUAAAGCCAAUAUUUUAUACAAGAUGAACCGCCCCUUUUUCAUCUGUUUUACUCGUAACAACUGCAAAACAGCUUCCAAACAAUAAUACCUUCCAAGCCAAUUGAUUAUUAUUCAAUUAAUUAAAAGCAUUUCGACUAGAAUAUGAAAUAACGACUAUGCCGUUCUCCUUGUUCCUUUUUCCAACUCUUUAUAUCAUGCCAGAGAAAAAAAAUACUGAAUGCAAACAAGAUUAAAACGAGAAUAAUACAAAAAAAAAAUCUAAAAGAGGAGUCGUGUUUUUUACUCGUUCAUGGUUCGUGACUAAAAGAUGCUUUCAGAAAUGACCAGUAUUUGCACUUAUUUGGUUCUUUGUUGUCGCACAUACAUUAAUUUUUCCGUCGUUUUAUAAACUCGUCAUUUGUCUCGCGGACUUACUUAUUGUUCUCUUUAGAGAGACGGUCCCCUAAGUAAACAGCUGGUAAUCAAAGUCCCGACUGUAGGACAAAAUUGUAAUUUCAACCUCUAUGAAGCGGUCAGCCUCUAUCAAGCGGCUGCAACUACCUUUUGGCUAUCACAACAAGGGUUAUCCUAUUGCUGUCACCUUUAUUAAGCGGCCACCAAUUCAAGAAGAAUUAGUUUGGCUUUACUAUUUAAAAAUAUGAUAGAGGAAAAUGCAGUGUGAGAAGGAAGCUAGGUGUAGACUGAUUGUUGACCAGCCAAGAAUGCCACUCCCGUCGCAUGUUUGUUUGAAAUUCGUUAAAAGAGGUUUUUCUGCUAACGAUUAUACUAAUUUAUGAGGAACUUCCAUCAGGCUGCCGGCCACUUGCCGGUACCUCGAGGGUAGCCGCUUAAUGGAGGUUUAACUGUAUUGUCUCCUUAACUGUUGUAUACGGUUGCUGUAUGCUUUAGGUGGUUGGACUGCCAUUCAAAUGGUCUCAUUUACACAAUCCAAGCUCCACUUUGAAACCGAGAUCCUAAUAGCUCAAUCUUACACUGAUCUUUCCCGCUAUUCUGAUCACCGCCAAAAAGUUUUACCCAGUGUCCUUCUGAAGCUGCGAAAGAACAUGGGUUUUAAACAGAUUAGAUUUCACUGCCACAAGAAGAAAGCUGGAACGGUGUUUCACAUCAUGACCAAUAUCAAUCAGCUGGGCGAGGCUGUUGUGGAGUAUUUCACUUUUGCCAGCCCGUUAACGUCACGACCCGAGGCUUGUGGCUCAUAUUCAGUCCUUCCGGAUGAUAACUCUACUCUCUCUGAAGACUGCAGCAAUUGGAGUGGAACCCGUGCUCAAGUCGAUGGCAAAUGGGGCGUUCAAGGUGCUUCUCACUACGAUUUUCCGAUUUUGGAAGCAAUAAACCGAUAUGGUGAAAAAAAGAAGGAUGAUCGUUUGUUUUAUGCAAAACCCAAAAGACGACAGUGUGAUGAUGGUGAUAUUGAUGAGAGUUCGCUUUCUCCAGGAGAUUUUUGGUCCAUAUUUGUUCGUUGA